AUGUCUCACAAUAUUCUCAUUACCGGUGGUUCUGGCUACCUUGGUGGCGACCUUCUCGCCCGUCUAAAGACCACAAACUUGCCCUCGUACGGCAAGCUGUUCGCGCUAGUCCGAACAGAUGAGCAGGCACAGAAGGUAAAGCAGCACUACGGUGCGGAACCUCUGCAAUUUGACGCCUACGACGAGGCCGCAGUGCAAAGGGGGGUGAUUGACAACGACAUCUCGGUUGUCUUCCACCUCAUCGACGCUCUGAACUUCACCUCCCAAGUUUUCUUCAUAAAGGCGCUUGGAGAGGUGAAGAAACGCACCGGUCGUGACGUACAUUUCCUCCAUGUGGGUUCACUUUCCACCGGCCUCGAAGAUCCAGGCCAAGUAGCUUUUCAGACUGACCUGCUGCAGACAACCGGCGCGAAGCUCUUCUCGUCGCAUGCGGGGGCGCCCACGGACCAGCCACUGUACGACUCGGAUACAAAUCUUUAUAAGAUCCAGAAGGGGCAGAAGUCGCAUAUCCCCCUCGUGAAUGUUGCUGUGCAAACCAACAAUACUGUCAUCGAGCAAUCAGAAGCUCUCGGUGUCAACUCUUACAUUUUUGCCCCAUGCAUCGUCUACGGAGAGAGUGCCGGCUUCGGCAAUGCCAUCUCCAUCCAGACCGUGGCUAUCGUCAAGGCCGCGAAGGCAGCCCGGCGCGUGUACAGGACAGACGAAGGCAGACCGACUUGGCCGGUGUGCCACAUCAACGACAACACCACGCUCUACAUCGCCAUCCUAGAGGCCAUCCUCUCCGGGUCCAGCCCCGAUCACGGUCGAAAUGGCUAUUACCUGGCCGCCUCUGGAUCCGUGGCGUGGGACGACCUCUACGACGCCUUCUCCGCUACGCUGACCAAGCGCGGCGUGGUCGAGGACGCGAGGGUCGAGCUGGCAGAUGAGUCGGCCAUCAGCAAGAUGGCUCAAGGGCUGGGCUACCCACCCGAGCUGGUCGCCUUUGCGCUGGGAGGAAAGUGCACGUUUGUCGCCAAGCACGGGGAGAAGGUGGGUUGGAAGCCAGAAUACCCACCUGAGCAUAUUUUGGAAGAUGCGGAACGGGAGGUUGACGUAAUUCUGGCCAACAUCUAA
This is a messenger RNA of Truncatella angustata, 1113 nucleotides long. RefSeq lists its product as uncharacterized. NCBI's taxonomy places the organism in Eukaryota, Fungi, Ascomycota, Sordariomycetes, Amphisphaeriales, Sporocadaceae. The record is from RefSeq and is a predicted model, not a curated record. The transcript has 4 exons. The coding region runs from base 1 to 1113 and encodes 370 amino acids.